Molecule: messenger RNA, 1023 nt
Organism: Alosa sapidissima (American shad)
Lineage: Eukaryota; Metazoa; Chordata; Actinopteri; Clupeiformes; Clupeidae
Product: phospholipase A and acyltransferase 3-like
Exons: 5
Coding region: 159-638 (159 amino acids)
Biological process (GO): N-acylphosphatidylethanolamine metabolic process
Cellular component (GO): cytoplasm
Molecular function (GO): A2-type glycerophospholipase activity; glycerophospholipid phospholipase A1 activity
Source: RefSeq, a predicted model, not a curated record
CUUUUAAUCUAGGAGGGUAAACACACAGACACACACUUAUCACAAAGUGGAUGGGUGAGACCUAAAGCGAUACGUUUCGGUUUAUAGCAAACUGAGCAGUAUCACACAGGAGUAGACCAGGAGGUCAGCCUUUCUUGCUACAUCAACUGAUAUCACACAUGGCGGAGCCGGGAGACCUAAUUGAGAUAGACAGAAAAACAUACCGGCACUGGGCAUUGUUCAUUGGAGAUGGAUAUGUUAUUCACCUCACAAACGAUGACGAUUCUUCUACAAGUGUUGCUGCCAUUGGUGCAUCAUCUGCCUCCGCCGUUGCUAUUGUGAAGAAACAGAAACUGAAGGAUGUAGCAGCUGGUCAUGUAUGGAGAGUGAACAACAGCCUGGAUAAAAAAUGGAAGGCAAAACCCUCAGAUGCCAUCUUGAAAAACGCAGAGCAAAGAGUUGGUGAGAAGAUACGAUAUCGUCUCAUCAAAUACAACUGUGAGCAUUUUGUUACCGAACUACGAUAUGGCCAACCAAAAUCCAGACAGGCUCAGACAGCAGAAUUGGUAGCAGCAGGAGGCUCAGGUGUGGUUCUAGUAGGUGUGCUUGGCGCUAUUGUUGCAGCACUUGUUAGUGUUUUCGCUCCACGCACCUUCUAAUUGAGGAUAACAAGUACAAUAACGCCCUGUAUGUAAUCUCACAAACUGCACACUGCAUCAGCAGCACUCACGUCAUGUGUUAUUGAAUAUACUGCAGUGUAACAUGGGCUAAUGCAUCAAAUUAAUAAAAAAGUAUAAAACACUAAAAGCCUGAAAGUAAACUGCAGUACACAGGAGUUAGAGUGAUAUAGGACCUUUCACAUGUAUUGGCACCCCAAGUAAAGAUGAAUAAAGAAGUUUUUUUUUUUUUAAAUGUUUAAUCUUAGUUUCAUAAUGAAAACAGUGAGGGAAAACUCCAACAUUGAAGGGAUAACCAACACUGUGUAUACUGUAGAUUGCUACUGCAAUAAAAGCUGAUUGGAGAAUUAAAACAUAUUAAGCAAAU